This is a messenger RNA of Exophiala viscosa, 1290 nucleotides long. RefSeq lists its product as uncharacterized. The transcript has a single exon. The record is from RefSeq and is a predicted model, not a curated record. Bases 212 to 949 code for a protein of 245 amino acids. NCBI's taxonomy places the organism in Eukaryota, Fungi, Ascomycota, Eurotiomycetes, Chaetothyriales, Herpotrichiellaceae.
GGUCUCUAGCACCAUGGGAUCGUGGAUGCUUGUUGUACAUUUCCGCCUUUUCCAACACACCGAUAUUACAAAAAGCGCGUGCGGGACUGUUGGCUAGUACGCAUGCGGGAAGGACUGAGCUUGAGGUUUCGAAGUCGUAUUGCAUUGCAUCGUUGUCUGUUUUCUUUUGGUUCUGCCAACCUACUAUCCAGGAGGACACUGACAUGCAACAAUGACCCGAAAGAGCUUCCCGCAGCAAGCAGCCUUGACAACAACGACCACUCCAUGCCCGCCAGAGAAGGGCGGAGCCUCGAGCGGAAACUCAGAAUCUCGAGCUGAGUGGGAAACCUUGCUCACCACCCAGCCCCGCUCGACACUGAAGACACAUGUCGUCCCAGCAGCACGUGGCUUUGCAUUUGAAGUCAAAGCAUCUUCACACUUUCGCAUUGUCGAUCUGCAUGGCCAACAGGUGGUCGACUUCAUGGCCUGGGCGUCACCUUACUCCCCCAGCGCUACGUGCGAACACUUUUCCACAAGCUACACGCGGUAUGCGUUGGGAGGACUCGCCACGCCCAAGGUCGGCGAGUGCCUGUACACGAACCGCGACCGCAAGAUGUUCACCCUCAUGGACGACACGGUCAAGACGCACGAUCUGCUCUACAUGGCCUGCAACCCUGGCUUCUACGAGCGCGAAAACCAGCCGGGCCACAGGUCAUGUGCGACCAAUGUCGCUGAAGCCAUGGAACCUUGGGGUAUGAAGCAUUGGAGUGAAGUCAUCGAUCCGUUUAAUGUAUUCCAGAACACCCCGUACUACACUCUCAAGGCGCUCAACUGCUCCAAGCCUGGGGACUACCUCGAGAUGCGGGCUGAAAUGGACGUAGUUUGCGCCGUAUCAAGUUGUCCGUUCGAGGGCGAAGGUUUCAACGGCGGGAAGGUGACAGCAGUUGCCGUUGUGUUGGAAAUCGGUUAGGUUAGACGAUCGCCCGUGUUUACCUGGAUCGCUAUUGGGUUGAGUACAAGGUACUAGAACAUAUCCAUGAGACAGACAGAUGAAUGGCCUCUUGGGAAAAGGCAAUCUCUUGUUAGGGAUUUUCCCAGUCGAUCAGACAGUCGAAACGGGAUCUAGGGAAAGAAUGGUUGUUGGAUACAAAACUCUGCAUUGGACGAAAGGCGAACCUGCAUAACCACAGUGCCCUAUGGACAAACUGCUGGACCAUGUUGACUAGACACUGUAGACAGACGAUAAAAUGGGAUCUUGGAAAAAGGCAAUUGUUCAUUUCGAAACUUGCGGGAUCGUCCAAAAGCCAAACA